GACCAAUUCUUCUCGGCGAAAGUUAAAUAAAACAUGGCUGAAAUGGAGGACACUUUCAAUUACGUCUACAGCUCGUCCUUGGACGUUCGAGUGCAAAUCAAAAUCGGAUCUCUGGAGGGGAAGAGGCAGAAGUACGAGUACGAGAAACUGCUGGAGGACCCGAUGCUCAAGUUUUCCGGACUGUACCAGGAGAACAACAACCAACUCGCAGACCUGCUGGUCGAGUGCGAGGUUUUCUCCAACGGCAAGUCUUUGGCCCUUCCCGUGCACACCUGCUACAAGUCCUUCACCAACAGAUGGAACUGGAACGAAUGGGUGACCCUGCCGCUGAGUUACUGCGACCUGCCCAGAAACGCUUUUUUGGCCAUCACGAUCUACGACUGUGCGGGCCCUCGACGGCGAAUCCCGGUUGGAGGCACCACCGUGUCCUUAUUCGGCAAACACGGCGUCUUCAGACAGGGAAUAAUUGAUUUGCAAGUUUGGCCGGACCAAGUUGCUGACGGAUCUGCAAGCAGCACCACUCCGGGGAAAGGAGGCUUCGGAAGGGCAAAAGUUCAAAAACUUUGCAAGCUUGCGAAGAAGCAUCGAAAUGGCCACAUUGCCAAAGUAGACUGGCUGGACCGUCUUGCCUUCAGAGAAAUGGAAAUGAUCAACGAACAGGAGAAAAGAAACUCCGAGUUUCUCUAUUUGAUGGUUGAAUUUCCCUCUUUUGAAAUUGAAGGUUCCAAUUAUUCUGUUGUUUACUACGAGAAGGAUGGAGAUGAAAUUUACCAGUUUCGCGUCCAGGCAGACAUAGUCACAGUUCCCGACAAUGAAAUUCUACAGGAAAACUUGGUGGAAAUUAAACAUCACAAACUGGCCCGAUCCGUCCGAAGUGGUUUGUCAGACAAGGACGUGAAGCCGAAUGCCCUAGUCCGAGACCAGCUCCACACAAUUGUGGCCUACCCGCCGACCAAAACCCUGACUGCAGAGGAGCAGGACUUGGUGUGGAAGUUCCGAUUCUACCUCAGCAGUCAGGAGAAGGCUCUGACGAAAUUCCUCAAGUGCGUCAAUUGGAACACACCGGCCGAAGCAAAGCAGGCGUUGGACCUGCUGCCCUUGUGGGCGCCGAUGGAUGUCGAAGAUGCCCUUGAACUUCUCAGUCCGAACUUCACUCAUCCUGCAGUUCGGCGUUACGCUGUUUCCAGAUUGGCCCAAGCGCCUGAUGAAGAUUUGCUCUUGUACCUUCUGCAGCUGGUCCAAGCCCUGAAGUAUGAGAACUUUGAAGACAUCCAGGCCUUCUCCCAAGAGCCGGCAACAGAAGCGGGAAAUGAAAAGAGGAAAGUCAGCGUCGAUGAGAGCGAAUCAACUUCAAAGCAAACAAAGGAAUUGAGAAGGUCGUCAAGUUCGAAUGUGUCCAACGAGUCGGCAGCCUCAGGUUCUGGCGCCUCAGUUGCAAGGACUGCUUCCCUGAUGGACAGCAUGACCUUGGCCGAGGCACCGGUCGAACCGAUAAAACCGCUAGAACUCGACAUGGACCUCAGCACCUUCCUCAUCCACAGAGCUUGCCUCAACUCUACCCUGACAAAUUACUUCUUUUGGUAUUUGUGGACGGAGUGCGAAGACGAGGAAACAACUAUCAAGUUGGAAACGAGGAUUAGAAACAUGUACAUGGCUGUGAUGGGCAGAUUUUUAAUUACUUUGCAAAAAGGGCCUCCCGAGUAUCAAAAGAGACGAGCCUUUCUCAAGAGACAACAGGCAUUUAUGGACAAACUGGUCAGCCUGAUGAAAAGUAUUGCCAGGGAAAGCGGAAACAGAAAGAAAAAGAUUGAUCGGCUUCAAGCACUCUUGGCAAACCCGGAUUCGUUCAAGUACAACUUUGCCAAUUUCGAGCCUUUCCCGUUUCCGCUGGACCCUGAGGUGGAAAUCAAAGGAAUCAUCCCUGGAAAAACAACCUUGUUCAAGUCGGCGCUGAUGCCGUCCAGGCUCACCUUCCUCAGCACCACAGGCCAAGAGUACGUAGCCAUCUUCAAACACGGCGACGACCUUCGGCAGGACCAACUCAUCCUGCAGAUAAUCACCCUGAUGGACAAACUCCUCCGCAGGGAAAACCUUGAUCUCAAACUCACCCCGUACAGAGUUCUCGCAACCAGCAGUAAACACGGUUUGGUGCAGUUUGUGGAGUCUUUGCCAGUCGCUGAAGUUCUUGCCACGGAAGGAACAAUCCAAAACUUUUUCCGCAAACACAAUCCAUCGGAAAACGGACCUUACGGAAUUGCUUCCGAGGUUAUGGACACUUACGUCAGGAGUUGUGCCGGUUAUUGUGUGAUAACUUACCUCUUGGGAGUUGGCGACAGACAUCUGGACAAUCUCUUGCUGACCACCACUGGCAAACUAUUCCACAUUGACUUUGGAUACAUCUUGGGCAGAGAUCCAAAACCGCUGCCGCCGCCCAUGAAGUUGAGCAAAGAAAUGGUGGAGGCGAUGGGAGGAAUCAACUCUGAGCACUACCAGGAGUUCCGAAAACAAUGCUACACUGCCUUCCUUCAUUUGAGGAGACAUGCAAACUUGAUUCUGAACUUGUUCUCCUUGAUGGUGGACGCUUCGGUGCCGGACAUUGCUCUCGAGCCGGACAAAGCGGUGCAGAAAGUCCAGGACAAGUUAAGGCUCGAUUUGGGUGACGAGGAAGCAGUGAGUUGUGUGCAGAACUUGUUGGAUUUGUCAGUCACGGCCGUGAUGGCAGCUCUGGUCGAACAGCUGCACAAGUUUGCCCAGUAUUGGAGAAAGUGAAAUGUGAUAUUUUUUGUUUGUCAAAUUAACCAAAGCAAAAAUUAAAUUCCUAAUCGUAGAUUGACAAUUUUUAAUACUGUAAAUUCAUGAGUAUUUUUUAUCAACAUACAAAUCCUAAAAUUAAUUAUAGAGGACAUU
Neocloeon triangulifer is the source of this 2907-nucleotide messenger RNA. It is a transcript of the gene Pi3K59F, whose product is annotated as phosphatidylinositol 3-kinase catalytic subunit type 3. Gene Ontology annotation, molecular function: 1-phosphatidylinositol-3-kinase activity. Gene Ontology annotation, cellular component: cytoplasm; phosphatidylinositol 3-kinase complex, class III, type I; endosome. NCBI's taxonomy places the organism in Eukaryota, Metazoa, Arthropoda, Insecta, Ephemeroptera, Baetidae. The transcript is spliced from 17 exons. The record is from RefSeq and is a predicted model, not a curated record. Gene Ontology annotation, biological process: endocytosis; phosphatidylinositol-mediated signaling; phosphatidylinositol-3-phosphate biosynthetic process. The coding region runs from base 34 to 2769 and encodes 911 amino acids.